Trichechus manatus latirostris (Florida manatee) is the source of this 1419-nucleotide messenger RNA. It is a transcript of the gene NALF2, whose product is annotated as NALCN channel auxiliary factor 2. The record is from RefSeq and is a predicted model, not a curated record. The coding region runs from base 1 to 1419 and encodes 472 amino acids. Gene Ontology annotation, molecular function: stretch-activated, monoatomic cation-selective, calcium channel activity. Gene Ontology annotation, cellular component: plasma membrane. The transcript has 3 exons. NCBI's taxonomy places the organism in Eukaryota, Metazoa, Chordata, Mammalia, Sirenia, Trichechidae. Gene Ontology annotation, biological process: calcium ion import across plasma membrane.
AUGUUCAGGGGCGCUUGGAUGUGGCCCGGGAAAGACGCCGCCGCGCUGACUAUCUGCUGCUGCUGCUGCUGCUGGGCUCCCAGGCCGAGCGACAAACCUUGCGCCGACUCCGAACGGGCGCAGCGAUGGCGACUGUCCCUAGCGUCCCUGCUCUUCUUCAUCGUGCUGCUCGCUGACCAUUUGUGGCUGUGUGCGGGGGCCCGGCCCCGGGCCGGGGAGCUGAGCAGCGCCAUGCGGCCGCCCUGGGGGGCCAGCGGUGAGCGGGAGCCGGUGCCUCCUAGCGCUGUGCUGCCUUUGCCGCCGCCGCCGCCUGGCGAACCCAGCGCGCCCCUGGGUACCUGCGGCCCCCGAUACAGCAACCUGACCAAAGCCGCCCCCGCCGCCGGCCGCGGGCCGGACUGCGGCGGCGUCUCCGAGCCCAUGGGGCUGGACGCAGCUUGCGCCAAAUUGCAAUAUUUGCAGAGACUUUUCGAACCGACUACCCCAGCCCCUCCUCUGCGGCCCCCCGACUCUCCUUCCCGUGCCCCGGCCGAGUUCCCCUCCGCCCAAAAAAACUUGCUCAAAGGCCACUUUCGGAACUUCACUCUCUCCUUUUGCGACACCUACACUGUCUGGGACUUGCUGCUGGGCAUGGACCGCCCUGACAGCCUGGACUGCAGCCUGGACACCCUGCUGGGAGACCUGCUGGCCGUGGUGGCCAGUCCGGGCUCCGGGGCCUGGGAGGCGUGUAGCAACUGUAUCGAGGCGUACCAGCGGCUGGACCGACAUGCUCAGGAAAAAUAUGACGAGUUCGACCUCGUGCUGCAUAAAUACUUACAAGCAGAAGAGUACUCAAUUCGGUCCUGCACGAAAGGUUGUAAGGCUGUCUACAAGGCCUGGCUGUGCUCAGAAUACUUCAGCGUGACCCAGCAGGAAUGCCGGCGCUGGGUGCCCUGCAAGCAAUACUGCCUGGAGGUGCAGACCCGGUGCCCCUUUAUACUCCCUGACAAUGAGGAAAUGGUGUACGGAGGGCUCCCUGGCUUUAUCUGUACAGGGUUGCUGGAUACUUCGCCAAAGCGGCCGGAAGCCAAGUGCUGUGACGUGCAGUGGGUCUCCUGUGAGUCGGAGAAGAAGAAGUUCAAGGAGUCUGAGGCUCCCAAAACCCACCACCAGCAAUUCCACCACUCCUAUUUCCACCACUAUCACCAACAGUACCACCACUACCACCCCCGCCAUGACCCCCCAGGCCGCAUCAGCCACAAGCCCUCCCUGUUGCCGGUCUCUGGAGGCUCCCGCCUCAGCCCCAGCAGGAUCCGGCUCUGUGUCCUUGUUCUCAUGCUCCUCCACACCAUGGUGUCCUUCUCCAGCAACCAGGAUGGUGGGGGACUGGGGCUGGAGGCACUGCCUGCCCUAGAAGAGGGCCUGACACGGGAAGAGUGA